AUGGAGAGUCAGCAAAUACAAAGCCUGGUGGAAGCAAUCUCCAAACAAGCGGCUAAUCCUCCACCACAAAAGGAACAAGCACAGGCAGCACCACCUUUCCGUGCUUUUGAUGCUUCAAGAGAAGAAUGGCGAGAAUAUUUCGCGCAGUUGCAGGCGCACAUGACAGUCUACAAAAUCACGGAGACUGUGAUGAACAUCAUUGAAGCCCAAGAUACUUUUGACUAUGCUGAGUGUGAGUUAGAUCAGCCAUGUAUUUCUCAAAUUGCCUGUGCUAAGCAAGUUAUGUCACGCCCGCGGCCCCACCGGCAGAGUCAGACUCCGCGCCUUCCGACUUCGCUGCCGCCCCCAGGGCAGCAGCAGCAGCCGUCGCCGCUACCACGCCGACAGCCCGUCCCGUUGAUGCCUCCCGCGGAGCUUCAUCCGGGAGCGCCCCAGGUGGUCGCUCCGGCGCCUGCGGUCCCUCUUCAGUCGCCACCGCCUUCGGAGCUGAUGGACGUCGACCCCUCAGCCGGGCCACCUUCCCAAGCGGUGGCUGUGCAGCCUGUCCUGCAGCCGCUUUACUUGGGCACCCCCAAGGAGUCUGACACCGCAGCGCCUUGUCCGGCGCCCACUCAGCAGCCGUCGACGCAGCGUCAGGAGACGCUGCCUCUCUUCGUGGGUCCCGACGCCCCGUCGCGUCCAGUACCAGAAGCUGCGCCCGUGGUCACAGGCGUGCACCCUGACCUCGGUUUUCAGUCGGUGUUUCCCGAGGCCCCGCGCAGCCAAUGCUGGGGUGCGGACCGGGGACUGCCACCGACAACAGUCUCCGUCCCGGCAGAUACUAAAGCAAGUUCAGACGGUAAACAAACACUCUGA
Messenger RNA from Schistocerca nitens (vagrant locust), 855 nucleotides. RefSeq lists its product as uncharacterized. The coding region runs from base 1 to 855 and encodes 284 amino acids. The record is from RefSeq and is a predicted model, not a curated record. The transcript has 5 exons. Lineage: Eukaryota; Metazoa; Arthropoda; Insecta; Orthoptera; Acrididae.